This is a messenger RNA of Hevea brasiliensis (rubber tree), 2156 nucleotides long. Its product is annotated as aspartyl protease APCB1. NCBI's taxonomy places the organism in Eukaryota, Viridiplantae, Streptophyta, Magnoliopsida, Malpighiales, Euphorbiaceae. The transcript has 9 exons. Gene Ontology annotation, molecular function: aspartic-type endopeptidase activity. Gene Ontology annotation, biological process: proteolysis. The record is from RefSeq and is a predicted model, not a curated record. Bases 266 to 1993 code for a protein of 575 amino acids.
CUUUCCACUUUUCUCAUCUCCUACAUCCUUUGAAUCUUUCUCUGCCAUGUGUCUUACGUAUUUUGGUUUCACAUUGACUACUCUCUCUCUCUCUGUCCAAACUUUGGAGGCAGAAAACAUUUAGCUCAAGUCUUCAAGCACAGGGGAGGGAGACACUGUUAGCAGUUGAGCAGAGUCCAAGAAUAGCUCCCUCGCCUUCCUUUUAUACAGAUCUUUGCUUGUUUUGAGUGAUUGAUACAUACCCUUUUUUGGGAGAGGAGGAGAUAUGGAUUCUGAUUACUCUCCCCAGAUUAAAGGAGUGGUUAUUAUUUCACUUCCACCUCCAGAUAAUCCUUCUUUAGGCAAAACCAUCACUGCUUUUACUCUCACUGAUGAUGAUCACUAUCCACUCUCUCACCAAACCCAUCUCCAACAACCCUCCCAAACCCAUCGAGAUUAUCAGCUUCCAGUCCAGUCUUCACCACCACCACCGCCGCCCCAAAACCCCCAAAUCCAAUACUCAUCAUCACAACUCUUUCUUAGUACCCCAAGAAAGCUCUUGGGCUUUGUGUGUAUCUCUCUUUUUGCUCUUAUUCUCUACAGCUCUGUAUUUUCGAGUACCCUUCAGGAAUUGAAGGCUUCUGAAGAUGAUGAAAAGCCCAAGUCUUUUAUCUUUCCCUUGUAUCAUAAAUUUGGUAUCCGUGAGAUUUCGCAGGGUGAUCUUCAACAUAAAUUGGUGAGGUUUGUCUAUAAGGAGAGUCUGUUGACGCCAGCUGAUGAUACUAUUGGUCCACCAAAAAAUAAUAAGCUAGCUUCUUUAAAUACUGCUGCUGUGGAUUCAUCUUCCAUUUUUCCCGUUAGGGGCAAUGUUUUUCCAGAUGGAUUGUAUUUCACAUACAUAUUCGUUGGGAGUCCUCCAAGACCUUACUAUCUUGAUAUUGAUACUGCAAGUGAUUUAACAUGGGUUCAAUGUGAUGCUCCUUGCAGUAGCUGUGCCAAGGGGGCAAAUGCUUUGUACAAGCCAAAAAGAGACAACAUUGUAACUCCCAAGGACUCAUUAUGCAUGGAACUUAAAAGAAAUCAGAUGCCAGGGUAUUGUGAUACGUGCCAACAGUGCGACUAUGAGAUUGAAUAUGCAGAUCAUAGCUCCUCUAUGGGAGUUCUUGCAAGAGAUGAACUUCACCUAAUGAUGGCAAAUGGAUCUUCAACUAAGUUAAAUUUUAUUUUUGGGUGUGCAUAUGAUCAGCAAGGCUUACUUCUAAACACUUUGGCAAAGACAGAUGGGAUACUUGGACUAAGCAAUGCUAAAGUUAGUUUACCUUCUCAAUUGGCAAGCCGGGGCAUCAUAAACAAUGUGGUGGGUCAUUGUCUUACCAAUGAUGUAGGUGGCGGUGGAUAUAUGUUCUUAGGUGAUGAUUUUGUACCACGUUGGGGUAUGGCAUGGGUUCCUAUGCUCAACGGCCCUAUAGAAUCUUAUCAGACAGAGAUUAUGAAGUUGAAUUAUGGUAGCAGCCCACUCAGUCUAGGUGGGCAGGAUAGAAGAGUAAGACGGAUAGUGUUUGAUAGUGGCAGUUCUUAUACAUACUUCCCCAAAGAAGCUUACUCUGAAUUGGUUUCAUCUCUUAAAGAGGUGUCCGGGGAGGGGCUUAUCCAAGAUAAAUCAGAUCCAACACUGCCCUUCUGUUGGCGAGCCGAAUUCCCUAUCAGAUCCAUUACAGAUGUUAAGCAGUUCUUCAAGACUUUAACCCUUCAGUUCGGAAGCAAAUGGUGGAUUAUCUCCACAAAGUUUCGGAUUCCUCCAGAAGGCUACUUGGUCAUUAGUAAUAAAGGCAAUGUGUGCUUGGGUAUUCUUGAUGGAAGCCAGGUGCAUGAUGGAUCCACAAUUAUACUUGGAGAUAUAUCAUUGCGUGGGCAAUUGGUCAUAUAUGAUAAUGUGAACAAGAAAAUUGGGUGGGCGCCAUCAAGUUGUGUGAAGCCAACAAGAUUAGAGAGCCUGCCAUUCUUUGAGGGAUAGAUCAUUUUAAAUGCUAGAUAUAUAUUGCACAUUGCUUGUUCAGUUUCUACUGUUUUGUGAAUCUUACAUGAAAGGCUUAUAGUAUUUGUUUGAUAUAUAACAGAAUUAAACGUUAUGUAAUUAAGUGAAUUUUUUAGUCUGUAAUAGUUAAGUUUUUAAUUAA